CCGUGGUUACAAGGACCUUCCACUAGGUGGCAUUUUAUGCCCGUCCUGAGAUAUUAGGAUCAACUUUCAUUUUUGCUUUUAAAUGCAGUUCUUUGAAGACUAUUUUAACUAUACUUUUAGUUCCCAAAUAAGAAUUUGAUUUUUCACAUUGAAUAAUUAAACCUAUAAUAACUAGAACCACUGCAGAGAAACUUAAUUCUUUCAAAUCCAUGAUUUAUAAAAGUUUUUUUUUUAAUGUAACCUAAAAUAUGUCAGUUCUUUAUUAAACAAAUGCAAAUUUUGCAUUUGGUGAAUUUUCUUCAAAAAAGUCCUAAUCCCUGGAUGAGUUUUCCAUGCCAGUCAGCCUAAAAUUUCUGAAUUGCUUCUUCUGUUACUGUGUAGUAUGUAAUCAGGGAAAUUAUAUUUAUGUUAUAAUAGUCUAAACACAUCAUAGAAAGGCAUGCACAUUUCCUGAAUUAAAAUGUAAAGAACCUUAUAAUCAGCAGAUCAAGUUUACAUCACUGGCACUCACUGAUUAAUCUUAAUUUUAUAAUGAAUAAUAGCUCUAGAAAAACUAGUAUAUGAAUUCUCUUCUAGAUGUUUAAUCUCAAAAGUAUGUGAUUUCGUCAUUAAUAAAUGAAAGUCUGCGCAUAUUCGCAAACAUGUCAGAGUUUCACAGGUGUUAGCAUUUCAUCCCAGGCUUACCAAGUUCUGUCAUUUCUUUCAGUUCUAAGCAAAUUUUAAAAAUCCCAACAAAUAACCAGGCUAAAGAAUGAGAACGUAAUUUACCUAUUCAUAAAUCGUCACUAUUGUUAUCUGCUAAACCUUUCUUUUAUAUUACCUGUAGAUAUUACCUCACCAAAAUUUGUUCUCAGGGGUCUUAUAUUUGCUGUAGAAAUAAUACAAAAAGCACACGGAACUUUUUUCAGGAAAUACUUCAAAAGAACAUUCCUAAUUAUCUACUAAUAGAAAAUAGAAUGAAGCACAGGUCCAUUUCAAUGUCAGUAUCUAUGCAUUUUAAAAUACCUUUUUUCAAUUAGGUUGUUCACUAUGUCUUUGGCGGAUACAACGAAAACAAAUCUCGAUGAGUGUUUCCCCAGUGUGGGGUUAGAAGACAGUAGGAAGUCUGCAGAAGGCGAGAGGAGCCUCCUCGGCCUGGGUGACUUUCCCAGGAGCAGUCACACUGCCGAGAAGAGUGUCGAUUAUAGUCGAUCCCAGUGCUCCUGUGGAAGCUGUCGCUGCGAUUACUCCGAAGACUUUAUCUCGGAAUGUUCAGAAAUAAAUGUUAAUAGGAAUUAUUUAGAGCAGCCUGUGGGAAAAGAAAAGAAAAAGGAGAAGAAAAAGUGUGCUUCUAGAUUCUCCCAACCUAAAGGCCCUAAGGAAAUCACAGCUGAAAAAAAGCACAUUUGGAAGGCAUCAUUUUUUAAUGCUCAAACCAAUGCAAUUGCCCAAAGGAGAGAUGCUAUGGCUCAUCGCAUAAUGUCUGCAAGGCUUUGUAAGAUUAAAGAGCUAAAAAAUGAUUUAGCUGACAUACAUCGUAAAUUGGAAGCCACCGUCAUAGAAAACCAGUUUUUGAAACAACUUCAGUUCAGGCACUUGAAAGCUAUAGGAAAAUACGAGAACUCACAAAAUAAUCUUCCUCAAAUUAUGAUUAAACAUAAAAAUGAAGUAAAAAGUCUAAGGCAGCUACUUAGGAAAUCCCAGGAAAAGGAAAGAACUGUGUCUAGGAAACUUAGGGAAGCCGACAGCGAGUUAUUGAAGACCAAGGAUGCUCUACAGAUGCUGCAGAGGCUUUCCGAAGAUAAAAAUCUGGCAGAGAGGGAAGAACUUACUCAAAAAUUGUCAGUCCUCACAACCAAAUUGGAGGCAAAUGACAGAAGAAUACAGAGCUUAGAAAAACAACUGAGGUUGAACAAGAAAGCCUUUAAUCGGCAGUUGGCUGUUGAGAACCGGAAGACGCUGGCAGCCCAGACAGCUACAAAGGCUCUGCAAAUGGAAGUAAAACACCUUCAGCAAAAACUUAAGGAGAAGGAUCGAGAGCUUGAAAUUAAAAACAUCUAUACUAAUCGAAUACUUAAAAAUUUACAUGACAAAGAUGAUUACCCAAAAGUUUCUUCAACGAAAUCAGUACAAGCAGACAGGAAAAGUUUUUCAUUUAUGAGUAUGAAACACCAGGAAACCCAAAAAUCAGAUGUUCCACGUUUGACAACUAAGAGUAAAAAGACAACAGGAAACAUUGCUCAUAAAGAAAAAUCAACUGAAAUAAACAGUGAAAUCCCUCACUAUAUCACUAAACUACCAAACCAAGAGGAUUCUAAGAGAAAACAUGGAGAUUUAUCAAAGGAAGAGGUACAUCUAAAAGUACAAGCACCUGUGGAGAAUAUUGACAAAAGACAAAAAGAGAAAAAGGAAGAUCAUGAAAAGAAAAUCACUUUAACUAUAGAAGAACAAGAGCUACCAUCAAAAAGAAUUCAAGUAACUCAUCCUGAAGAGGAAAGCAUUCAUGAAGACAAUAUAGUAAAAGAAAAGUCUAAAAGAAGUAUACAGAUAAAUGACAUGGAUGAGAUACCUGGUAAGUAUAUUGUUCCAAACGUCAGGACACCUUUUCGACAAAGAAAGCAUUAUUCAUUCACAGAAACGAUUGAAAACUUGCAUCACGGGCUUCCUACUUCAGGUGGACCAGCCAAUACAGGCAUCACGAGAAACAAUCAUAAUACCUGCAAACAGCACUGUAACAUAGAACUGAAGCCAGAACAUUCAGCGAGCGGAUACGAGCCCUCUUUUGGUAAGUCUUCCAGAACCAAAGUAAAUAAUACAGCUUUGAGAGAUAAGAAAAGCAGUCUGAUGGAAGAACUCUUUGGAUCAGGCUAUGUCUUAAAAGAUGACCAAACAAGUCCUGUUGUUAUUAAAGGAUCUGAGGAGACUUUGAAAAGUGAGAAGAUACACCAUCUACCUCCCAGUCAGGCAUCUGCCAACAAUGCUUUUGGAGAUUCUAAAAUAACUGUGGUAAAUUCUCUUAAGUCAUCUUCACCUACAGAAGGAAAAAGAAAAAUAAUUAUUUAA
Molecule: messenger RNA, 3042 nt
Organism: Loxodonta africana (African savanna elephant)
Lineage: Eukaryota; Metazoa; Chordata; Mammalia; Proboscidea; Elephantidae
Gene: LCA5L
Product: lebercilin LCA5 like
Exons: 7
Coding region: 1030-3042 (670 amino acids)
Biological process (GO): intraciliary transport
Cellular component (GO): axoneme
Source: RefSeq, a predicted model, not a curated record